Molecule: messenger RNA, 2541 nt
Organism: Bacidia gigantensis
Lineage: Eukaryota; Fungi; Ascomycota; Lecanoromycetes; Lecanorales; Ramalinaceae
Exons: 5
Coding region: 1-2541 (846 amino acids)
Source: RefSeq, a predicted model, not a curated record
AUGGCUCCCGUACACAGGAAGCGUGCUGCUUCGGUCGCGAGUGGGACAUCCCGACACGAGCAGGCCGGACGCAGGAGUGCACCCUAUAAGGUCAUCUUUGAAGAAAUAACCCAGAAGAAGAAACUUCUCACAUACCUUACGCAUGAUGUGAACCCUCCCCGUGGAUACACUUUCAUCCCAGCUGGAGAUUCACAAUUGAACAAGCGAUGUAGGAAGUAUUCAAAAUAUCUCGGAUUGACUGUGUACAUCGUAUCGCCAGGAGCACGUUCAGCGAUGGAACUUUCGAGAGAAGUCCAUCGUAUAGGGCACCAUUUUCCCACAUUCGUUGUGGACAAAGCCUGUCACAGUUUAGGUGUAACACUUACUACUACUGGUCGGGUAGCCCAAUCUCAAUUUGCUUUUUUGCAAGAGGACGUGCUCAGGGACAAGAUGAUCAGAGGUCAUAGUAGGUUGAAGAAGAAUAAGUCAAAGACACAAGGAGGACCAUCAGGAUUUGAUUCUUCCUUGCCGCAAGCGAUUAUUGAUUCCCAGGCUCGAGAAACCCUUAAGGAUCUUUUCCCUAAGAUACCUGAGCGCGAUAUGCACGAAAUAAUUUCUCGUGCCUUUGAUAAGAACAAAGGUCUCGUCGGAACCGCGGAAGGAACUUCGCUUGUUCGGAGAGCGAAUUUGGCCGUUGUAGCUCAUAUUCGGCACGUUUACACAAAUUAUGAUGAGCUUCUGCAGUCUGGAACCCUCUGGCACGAUGCUCGGCGUGGUGUUGAGCAGUUCACGCUUGACAAACUGGUUUCGUGGCGAGACGAGGACGAUGGCGAUGACAAGGAUGAUGACGUGACGGCAAUGCUUCGAGAAGUAAUAGUCAUUUCAGACGAUGAGAAGCAUUUGCCGGCGUUCGAAAGCAGGCCCAGGUUCCACAACACGGCCUACCAAGCUAAUGAACCCCCAGCUGAACUCCCACAUGCGGGAUUGAUAGAAAUAGAAGAUGAGGAUGACUCUGACGACGAAGAUUAUGGCACCUACACCAGAACCACAGAACGUGAUCUUGACCACGAAUUCCAGUACGAUCCAGCUCGCAAAGUUCGACAAGACGAAGAAAUGCACGCUAGAUGGAACGCGGCUGUCCAUCGUCACAAGCGCGACCCUAAUCGAGCACAUGUCAAUGUAAGGAACGCCAUCGGUGAGAAGGAUCUCAUAACACCAUCCUUACCAGGGCCUACGAAUGGUCUGAGGCCGAUUCCAGGACUUGACGGUUAUAAUCGGUCUAUCGUAGGAGUUGGAAAACAAACUGCCAUCGUUGAGGGGAGCAAAGAGCCCGCUACCUUCUCACCGCCGCCAAUUCAACAUGCCACGAUGUCACCCUUGAACAAAGACCUCCAGCGAAGCUUGGACCUGAAUACGAUCAAUUCUUCUCAGACAAAUGUCAAGACGCCAAACACGGUAGAAAGGUUUCACGACCAAGGCAGAUUGUUUGUCGCACCUACCACAAAUGAUCGCCCUGAAGCUAUGCAAUCAUCACGAACGUGGCAAACACUCCGUCCAGCUAGUAUUCAUGGAAAUAUCCUACCUUCGGUUGAGACUGAACAUCCUGAAGCCUUGUCGACCCAUGAAGGCCGUUUUGGUCAUGUCAAUCCAAUGACGAUGGGGCAAUCACGUUCUCUCGAGUUGCGUGGGUUGGAGAGGCGACGCAAUCAUAGCAUUAACGACAACUCCGCUCCAUAUCAGGCCGCGCAGCAGCACAUUCCGCCUAUUGAUUCACACAGGGCCGUUCUUGUGCCGUUAGACCAAUCCUUGAACAAUGAGGUUGUUCAUCUAGAGCCUAUUGGGUUGCGUAGAAACGCCUCAAAGCAGGAAGCCGUCCCCACAAAAUCACAUCAGGCAGAACGAUUUCAAGACGAUCCUCGACAGAUCCUGCUUCCACGAAAUGAGACCAGCCAGAUUGCAUCUCGUGAUGUCGAAGCGGCAUGGACUUCGUGGGGAGGCUCGAAUCCCUACCCACACCAGCUUCAUAAACGAUUGCAUAACGCAGAACCUACUUCUGUAUCUUCGCAAGCAUCUGCGCCUGUCAGUAUGCAACGAUCAAAGCUCGUCCGUCUGUCGGAUACCCUAGAAUCGCAAACACAAGCAACGCGUGAGCCAAAUUUAGAUUGGGUACAAGACAAUACACAUAGCAAUAAUAGGAACGGUGGGCUGGCUCAGAGACGACAGGUGUUCUUACAAACAGAUGAAAAUGGUAGUCAAGGACCAAAGGCCACUGACCCACACGGAUAUGCUGGAAGACUGCUUGACUCUUACAAUCAUUCUGACUCUCACAAUCCUAUGGCAGCACUUCAAAAUCGCCCAAUCCAAGAAGUAGAAACAUAUAGGCAGCAGCCUAGGCUUGUCCGUCUUGGGGAGCACCAGGAACGAAGACAGGAAUUUCCGUUGCAGCAACCUUUACAAAUGACGCUGGCAGAGGGGCAGUCCCUCCCACGACAAAUUAAACUUCCCACCGGAAAUCCAUUCGAGGAAAGACGAAUGCAGCAUCCUUAUCUACUUGAAGCGUAA